GACUUGGCGGAGUUUGGGGAUAGAGCCAGCUGGCCGCGGGCGGGCGCCGGGGAGCAUAGUGCCAGGAGCCGGACAGGCACCCCAGCUCCUCCGCCUGCGUCCCGGCCGCCCUCCGCUCCGCACCACCCGACUGGGAGCCCCGCGGGGCACUGCGGGCACGGCUGGCAUGCACCUAGGCGCACGUUGGCCCGGAGAGGCCGGCGGCUCCCGCCUCCUGCGCCAGGAGACACCGGGGAGCUGGGACCUUUGCGCCUAACGGGGCUCAAGCAGGUCCAGGCUGCAUUUGCAUCCGGGGCUGCCUUCUCUGGGAACUGAUUUCAAUCAACAAAGCACAAGUUGCCUGAACUUCAAAACACGAGGGAACUUGUUUCUUUGAAAAUUAGCUGUAAAAAGUUUGGAAGCUCAGCGAUCUAAAUAAUCCCGAGGCAUGGAGGAGGAGGUGCAUGGUCUGUCGUGGACUUAGAGCUGCGAAAUGAUUUCUUCAGAAUUAAGUCAACCUCCACCGAGGAAACCAGAGGCAUCCUGUACCACCCUCUCCCUGCCAGUAGUAUUUCUUGGUUCAGCUGAUGGUGUUCCUGAUCAGUUUCAUAAGCUCCGUGUUCUGUGGCCACCUGGGCAAGAUGGAGCUGGACGCAGUCACGCUGGCGAUCGCGGUUAUCAAUGUCACUGGUGUCUCAGUGGGAUUCGGCUUAUCUUCUGCUUGUGACACCCUCAUCUCCCAGACGUACGGGAGCCAGAACCUGAGGCACGUGGGCGUGAUCCUACAGCGGAGUACGCUCAUUCUGCUCCUCUGCUGCUUCCCCUGCUGGGCGCUGUUUCUCAACACCCAGCACAUCCUGCUGCUCUUCAGGCAGGACCCGAAUGUGUCCAGGCUUACCCAGGCCUAUGUCACGAUCUUCAUUCCAGCUCUUCCUGCAACCUUUCUUUAUAUGCUACAAGUUAAAUAUUUGCUCAACCAGGGAAUUCUCCUGCCCCAGAUCGUAACUGGAGUUGCAGCCAACCUUGUCAAUGCCCUCGCCAACUAUCUGUUUCUCCAUCAGCUGCAUCUUGGGGUGAUAGGCUCUGCAGUGGCAAAUUUGAUUUCCCAGUACACCCUGGCUCUACUCCUCUUUUUCUACAUCCUUGGGAAAAAACUGCAUCAAGCUACAUGGGGAGGUUGGUCCCUCGAGUGCCUGCAGGACUGGGCCUCCUUCCUCCGCCUGGCCAUCCCCAGCAUGCUCAUGCUAUGCAUGGAGUGGUGGGCCUAUGAGGUCGGGAGCUUCCUCAGCGGCAUCCUCGGCAUGGUGGAGCUGGGCGCUCAGUCCAUCGUGUAUGAACUGGCCAUCGUUGUGUACAUGGUCCCUGCAGGCUUCAGCGUGGCUGCCAGCGUCCGGGUAGGAAACGCUCUGGGUGCUGGAGACAUGGAGCAGGCACGGAAGUCCUCCACCGUUUCCCUACUAAUCACAGUGCUCUUUGCUGUAGCCUUCAGUGUCCUGCUGUUAAGCUGUAAGGAUCUUGUGGGCUACAUUUUCACUACCGACCGAGACAUCAUUAAUCUGGUGGCUCAGGUGGUUCCAAUUUAUGCUGUUUCCCACCUCUUCGAAGCUCUUGCUUGCACGAGCGGUGGCGUUCUGAGGGGGAGUGGAAAUCAGAAGGUUGGAGCCAUUGUGAAUACCGUUGGGUACUACGUGGUUGGCCUCCCCAUCGGGAUCACGCUGAUGUUUGCAACCAAACUUGGAGUGAUGGGUCUGUGGUCAGGGAUCAUCAUCUGUACAGUCUUUCAAGCUGUGUGUUUUCUAGGCUUUAUUAUUCAGCUAAAUUGGAAAAAAGCGUGUCAGCAGGCUCAGGUACACGCCAAUUUGAAAGCAGAUGUGGCUCGGAGUGGGAAUUCCGCUCUCCCUCAGGACCCGUUUCACCCAGAGUGCCCUGAAAACCAUGAAGGAAUUUUAAUGAACGAUGUUGGAAAGACGGGCGAGGCUCAGAUGGAUCAGCAGAUGCGACAAGAAGAACCUUUGCCGGAACAUCCACAGGACAGUGCUAAGUUGUCCAGGACACAGCUGGUGCUGCGGCGAGGGCUUCUGCUCCUGGGGGCCUUCUUAAUCUUGCUGGUGGGGAUUUUAGUGAGAUUCUAUGUCAGAAUUCAGUGACGUGGCAGGAAAGAAAGUCAGGUCAAGUGAUGCUUUUGAGCUUACACACAAUUCACAGGCCCACCAGUGACAAUUUACUUUGAGUUAAUGUCAUUCAGGUGUACCCAUGGAUUCUGAGGGUUGGGAAUGCAAAGAUACAUUUCUCUAAAAAAAGAAAAAGCAACUAAGGUUAAAAGCUAUAUUGUGGCCCAAGACACUGUCUGAAAGAUGACAUGAGUAAUAUAAUUCACCACUAUCUGAACCAAGGACCAAUGUGCUGACUGCAUUGGCCAAUGGCUUUGCUAUUUUUUUAGACACAAACCCAGAAACUCAGUGCUUAAGAAUUCAUACUGCCUGAAUUAUGUAAAAUAUAUUUUACAAUAUAUCUUUCCUUGGGCCUUAGAUUACUAUUCACUGGGCAAAUGGUAUUUGUUUUUGUUUUAAUUUUUUUUUUAAUAGACGGAAGUCUUGCUCUGUCACGCAGGCUGGAGUACAGUGGUGCGAUCAUAGCUCACUGCAGCCUCAAACUCCUGGGCUUCAAGCAAUCCUCCUGUGUCAACCACCAGAGUAGCUGAGACUUCAGGGGUGUGCCACCAUGCCCAGCUGGCAUUUGUUAAUCUUCAUUUGAGGUCUAGAUCUAGGCACUGUGGGCACUGAAAAACAGUCGGGAAAUCUUUGGAGCUGUGGAAAUCCAGACAAGGACUGAUAAUUCCUGGCAGGGGUGUGUGCGUGACCUACUGCAGCCUCAACCUCCUGGGCUCAAGUGAUCCUCGCAUCUCAGCCUCCCGAGUAGCUGAGACCACAGGCGUGUGCCACCACGCCUAGCUAAUUUUUUAUUUUUUGUAGAGACGGGGUCUACCCGUUUUUUCCCAGGCUGGUCUUGAAUUCCUGGGAUCAAGCGAUCCUUCCACCUUGCCCUCCCAAAGUGUUGGGAUUAUAGGCAUGAGCCACCACGCCUGGCCAGAGGACAAAAUUUUAAUAAAGGUCUUAGCUUAAGUAGUAAUCCUACUUCAUUAACCUUCCUGGGGCGGGGUACGCACCGAUAAUUCAGCAAGCCUCAGUACAUACUAAGUAUGCUCAGUGCUGUGAAAGUGGAUUACACCAAAUUAAGUCAUUCUUAUCACACCCAAUUAAAAGUCAAGAAGCCAAGGAUAAAAGCACCCCAGGCACAUAACAUUAAUCUAGUAAUGUAAUUCUCUGCACAUCCAGCUGGCGAAACUGCCUGCUGUAAGCCGAGACCAGCUUUAUCCAUAACUGCUGAGAUAACUUGCUGAAGCUCUAGGAAUAAUUUCGCCUGCCCGGUUGCUCACCAAUUGUAGCUUGCCAGCUCCCAGGACCCUUCCCGGUGCCAAUAAACUUUCUCAAAGAGCUAUACUGACAUUUCUUUUGAUAAAACCUCCAGCCUUCUGUGUUGUUCCGACAUACCGAGGACCACCUGGUCUACAUAGAUGCCCUGAACUGCAAUUCUUUCUUCCCAAAUAAAACAUAUAAAUGGA
Cercocebus atys (sooty mangabey) is the source of this 3601-nucleotide messenger RNA. RefSeq names its product solute carrier family 47 (multidrug and toxin extrusion), member 1 (gene SLC47A1). Lineage: Eukaryota; Metazoa; Chordata; Mammalia; Primates; Cercopithecidae. The transcript has 17 exons. The coding region runs from base 567 to 2126 and encodes 519 amino acids. The record is from RefSeq and is a predicted model, not a curated record. Gene Ontology annotation, molecular function: xenobiotic transmembrane transporter activity; antiporter activity. Gene Ontology annotation, biological process: xenobiotic detoxification by transmembrane export across the plasma membrane. Gene Ontology annotation, cellular component: membrane.